GAAGCAAAGAAUUGUGGGUUAUGAGUGCCCACGAAGGAUACACCUCAUGCACCCUCUGAAUUCCCCUCCGACUUCCCACUGGAAGUGUCCUACUCGCUUUUCUGAAACAAGAGAGCCUCGAUGACGUAUGCAGCCAACAAAUGCGACUUCCAGAGUACGCAGACUUCCAAAUGAGACACAGCCAUCUAUUUUUUUAAGAGAUCAAAGAUUUCGCAUAGGCGUUCUGUUUUGGGAUGCGUUCCAUUCAGAAGUAAUAAUCCCUAAGCCCUAUUCCAUUCGAAGACUUUACCACAGACCGGGAGAGCUUUGAAGUGCUGAAGAGAGUGGUGUUCGAAAAAUAAAGGUCAUCUGGGACUCAAAUUCUCUUUGGAAUGAGUUUACAGCUAGGCGAUAAUGAUUGCCCUCUUUCGAAGUGCCCUCUGAAGGCAUCAUUUUUGCCGUUUCAAACAAAGCCUUCGCUUAUGUGUGACGUCACCAAGAAAACUAACGUUCGAUGAGCUGAAUUUCACCGCUGAGGUCAGUUUGGUUGUGAGUGACCUACAUAAUGGAAGGAGAUUCAUCUUUGAUAACAUUUAGUGAUGAAUAUCGACUACUUGAAGUAUACCACCAAAAGAGGAGCUUCAGACAGGGGCCAUGUCUCUACAUGUGUAGAACUGGGUCAAAACCAGGUGGUGAAAAAUAUAGUGAUGUGGCUGAAAAACUGACCCAGAUUGUAGACAGCGGGCUUCUUGUCAGAGAUGGAGUGGAAGCAGAUGGCGAGGAGUCCAAUGACGAUGUUAUACAAAGGCUUGUUGACUUACUGAAGGAAUCAGGAGAUGAGCUAAACCAGAAGAUUCAGAAGAGCUAUGAGCUUUUAGGAUAUCUGCAGAGUAGUUUCUCUUAUAGCUUGUUUGACAGACUGACCUCAGCCUUCAUUGGGAGUGUGGUGCCAGAGCAUGAGCGGAGCAGAAUGAAUCGUGAGCAGAUUGCCCUGACCUUUGAGGUCACCAGCAGACUCAAUGCUCUAGACCUACACCCCAUGAACAGGAUCAUGGGAUUUGGGGCUCAAUACCUGCAACAGCACUUCACUCCCUGGAUUCAUCAGCAUGGUGGUUGGGAGAAAGCCUUUGUCGUUGAUGAUGAAGAUGAAAUCCAUUGACAAGACUGCGUAAGCAUGGCAUUCUUUCAGAAGUAUUACUGUAAACCCUCAUGGAUGGUUAUGUGAAGUACAAUUAAUGAAAUGUGAUUUAUGUUUACACUGCUUGUGAUAUUUUAAUAGGUAUAUUGAAGUAUAGAAUAUGCAAUUGAUUCCUAUGGUUUGAUAACUUGUUUACACAAAUUUAAUGUGUAGUCAGUCAAUUUCUCAAAGAUUUUGUCAAGAUAAAAUAGCACAAGUGUUCUCAAACAGUGCUGAGCACUUUUAAAAGGCAGGUUAACAUGUAAUGCUAAAAUAUAAUGCUUUAUUGAAGUUGACAUUGUUUGCACAAAUAAAGCAAAUACCACUAACCAACUCUUUGCCUUGGAAUCAGAGCAGUACUUAGUGAUUUAUACAUAUAUUUAUUUUUUUGUGUAUAUAUAUCAACUAGCUUCACUUGCUGCAUGCUGCAAUAUGAAGUUAAAGGUGCUGUAAGCAAUUUUAGCCAUUCUGCAACUUCCACGAGACUGAGCUGUUGAAUUAGACACGUCCCUCAUUAUAAAACACUGCCCUCAAAAAAAUAGCAUUGAGACAAUCACCGGAGCAGCAGUGCAUCUUCUACCAGUUGUGAAACAAAACAGUAGCAAGUUAGUGCCAUAAGCUGACAGCUGUU
Messenger RNA from Myxocyprinus asiaticus (Chinese sucker), 1787 nucleotides. RefSeq names its product apoptosis facilitator Bcl-2-like protein 14. Lineage: Eukaryota; Metazoa; Chordata; Actinopteri; Cypriniformes; Catostomidae. Gene Ontology annotation, biological process: regulation of apoptotic process. The transcript is spliced from 6 exons. The coding region runs from base 545 to 1138 and encodes 197 amino acids. The record is from RefSeq and is a predicted model, not a curated record.